Prorocentrum cordatum is the source of this 626-nucleotide messenger RNA. The record is from the annotation of a GenBank genome assembly. Lineage: Eukaryota; Dinophyceae; Prorocentrales; Prorocentraceae.
GGGCCCCAGAGGGGUGCGGCGGCCGGCUCCGAGGGGCGAUGGCACGCAGGCCUGAGGACACGCGAGGGUCCCUGGUCUUCCAGGAGGGGAAGGAGAUCGAGGGCGACUACUAUGGCGGACAUCAUCGCCGUGUACGAUGACCCGACGACUGCCGUCAUUUCGUUUUCCGCCUACGAGCUGGAGAACGACAGCACGUUCACCUACCCCCUCACCUACGCCGAGUUCGACAAGCUGUUCCAGUUCGACGCCGAGCUGAUGAACCCCUCGAACCAGGACGCGCGGUUUCACUGGGUGAUCGAGCGGCUGGACUUCGUGCAGGACAACCGAGCCCAGAAGGUGCUCUGCCUGGCGCAGGAGCCCACGCCGCUGCUCGAGGACGAGGACGAGCUGGUGCUCGCGGAGGAGCUUCCAAAAGCGAAGGAGCACGUCGCCGUCGGAGGCAGGGUCGACGCCGCGACCAGGGCGAAGCUGCUCAAGGAGCUGGACAACCAGGACGAGGAGAGGCAGCAGAUCACACUGGUCAAGAGCGAGGCCGCGCGGAGGCGCUUCCUGGCGGACCUGCACGCCAAGCGCCAGCUGGAGCAGCUGAAGGCCUCGCAGCGGCUGCUCAAGACGGACGAGGCGCG